UGUCUCAACGUAAUUUGGUUCACGGCGGUUUCUUGAUUGUGCGGCUGUGAUCAGCCCUCGACGGUCGCUAGGGUUUCUGUUCCCACACAAAGCCCACGUUUUGAUCGACGAGAGAGCCGCGCCGUAUUGCUCGGAUAGCCAUUCCCGAGGGUUUCUUCCCCGUCUCUAAAUUCUAUCCAACUCUUUCUUCUCCACCCGCAGCCUUCGAAAAAACACAAAAAAAUCCAAAAAAAACCAGGAAAAAGGGGAAAAAAAACACAAGGGGAAGAAAUCGAUUAUCAUAUUUUUCAUCUAGUAUCCAUAUCUGUUAUCGGUCAUCAGUAUAUCCGGGAAAGGAGGAGGGCUUGUGUUCUACCCGUUUCCAAUUUUCCUCUAGGGUUUUCUACGGGAAAAGGUUAAAGAAAAAAAGGAAACCAGGUUCAUGGCGCAGGUGGAGUUGCCGCCUCAGGCUCUACUGGACGUCUCGAAUGGAUUGCCGGAGGUUAGUGACGCCUCUUCUUCUGGCGACUCUGGAAACCCGUACCCGUUCACGUCAACAUCGCUGUACGUUGGGGACCUUGACCUGAACGUCACGGACGCACAGUUGUAUGAUACGUUUCGCCAAGUCGGCCAGGUUGUGUCUGUCCGCGUGUGCCGGGAUACUUCUACCCGCCGAUCGCUUGGAUAUGCUUACGUUAAUUUCAGCAAUCCGGUGGAUGCGGCAAGGGCACUGGAAGUGCUGAACUUCACCCCUCUAUGUGGGAAGCCUAUUCGAAUAAUGUAUUCAAAUCGUGACCCUAGCUUGCGUAAGAGCGGGACUGCUAACAUAUUUAUUAAGAAUUUGGAUAAAACAAUUGAUAACAAAGCACUUCUGGACACCUUUUCUGCAUUUGGUAACAUUCUUUCGUGCAAAGUAGAAACUGAUGAGUCUGGUCGGUCAAAAGGCUUCGGCUUUGUACAGUUUGAUCAAGAGGAAGCAGCACUAAAUGCUAUUGAAAAGUUAAAUGGCAUGUGUCUCAAUGACAAACCAAUUUAUGUUGGACAUUUCCAACGUAAGCUGGAAAGGGAGAAUACAUCAAAUAUUGCAACAUUUAACAAUGUAUUUGUAAAAAAUUUAUCUGAAUCUACAACAGAAGAUCAUCUGACAAAAUUUUUUGGUGAAUUUGGAAAAAUUACUAGUACUGUUGUAAUGAGAGCAGGGGAUGGAAAGUCAAAAUGCUUUGGCUUUGUGAAUUUUGAGAAUUCAGAUGAUGCUGCGCGAGCUGUAAAUGAACUGAAUGGAAAGAAAUUUGAUGGAAAGGAGUGGUAUGUUGGGAAAGCGCAGAAGAAACAUGAAAGAGAGAUAGAAUUGAAGGGAAGAAAUGAUCCGAAUAAUAAAGAGAUUGUUAAAGAGUACCAGGGCCUUAAUUUGUUCCUGAAGAACUUGGAUGAUAGUAUUGGGGAUGAGAAAUUAAUGGAAUUGUUUUCUGAAUUUGGCACUAUCACAUCUUGCAAGGUUAUGCGCGAUCCAAAUGGAACAAGUAAAGGAUCAGCUUUUGUUGCUUUUUCAGCUGCAGAAGAAGCUUCUCGAGCGCUUUUGGAAAUGAAUGGCAAGCUGAUCGGUAGCAAACCUCUUUAUGUUGCACUUGCUCAGAAAAAGGAAGAGAGGAGAGCACAAUUACAGGCACAAUUUAACUCAAUGCGUCCAGUAUCAGUGGCUACAUCUGUUGCUCCAAGGAUGCCAAUGUAUUCUCCUGGUGCUCCUGGAAUACCACAACAGGUUUUUUAUGGUCAAGGUCCUCCUGCACUUAUUCCUCCACAGAAUGGUUUUGGCUUUCAACAGCCUCUUGUGCCUGGAAUUAGACCUGGUGGAGCACCAAUGCCAAAUUUCUUCAUGCCAUUGGCUCAACAAGGUCAGCAAGCUCAAAGACCAGGUGUUAGAUAUGCUGGGAUGGGUCCUGCUCAACCACGACAUCCUGUUCCAAUGAUGCAUCAACAGAUGCUUCCUAGAGGACGUACUUAUCGCUAUCCUCCUGGACGAAAUGUUCCUGAUGUUCUGAUGCCGGGUUUUGCUGCUGGAAUGCUAUCUGCUUAUGACAUGGGGGGUUUGCCAUCAAGGGAUGCUAUUAUGCCACAGCCAUUUUCUGCUGAUGCGAUGCCUUCAUCUCUUGCCAAUUCAACCCCAUAUGAGCAGAAGAGGAUCCUUGGGGAGAUUCUUUAUCCUUUGGUGGAUCAGAUCGAACAUGAAAAUGUUGCAAAGGUAACUGGAAUGCUUCUUGAAAUGGAUCAAACUGAAGUUCUGCAUCUGCUAGAGUCUCCUGAAGCUCUCAGGGCCAAGGUUUUUGAGGCUAUGGAGGUCCUUAAGGAAAAUGCUAAUGCGCAUGGAGACCCCACAAAUCAGCUGGCUGGACUGUCACUCAAUGAUAGUAUUGUUGCUUGAGCUGCAACCGCGAAUAAAAAAAAAAUUCUAAUAUUUUAGAUUAUUGGACCGUAUGACUCAUUUAAAGAUUUACUACUAAGCUUGCCUUUCUUUUAAUAAUGGCAUCAUUUCUUGAGCUACUUUGAAUGCUUUUCAUGUUUUUAUUUUUAUUUUCUGGACUAAAGAUUAUGCUAUAUGAAACUUUUAAACAUUAUUUCGGUUUUUUA
Molecule: messenger RNA, 2604 nt
Organism: Dendrobium catenatum
Lineage: Eukaryota; Viridiplantae; Streptophyta; Magnoliopsida; Asparagales; Orchidaceae
Product: polyadenylate-binding protein 2
Exons: 9
Coding region: 422-2398 (658 amino acids)
Cellular component (GO): ribonucleoprotein complex
Molecular function (GO): RNA binding
Source: RefSeq, a predicted model, not a curated record